This is a messenger RNA of Antechinus flavipes (yellow-footed antechinus), 11023 nucleotides long. It is a transcript of the gene PTPN21, whose product is annotated as protein tyrosine phosphatase non-receptor type 21. The coding region runs from base 790 to 4326 and encodes 1178 amino acids. Gene Ontology annotation, biological process: protein dephosphorylation. Gene Ontology annotation, molecular function: protein tyrosine phosphatase activity. Gene Ontology annotation, cellular component: cytoskeleton. The record is from RefSeq and is a predicted model, not a curated record. The transcript has 19 exons. Lineage: Eukaryota; Metazoa; Chordata; Mammalia; Dasyuromorphia; Dasyuridae.
CUUCGCUCCUUUUCUCCGUAUCCGUCCGCGUGGAUAGAACAAGUAACGCCUCCCAGGAAACUUGCACCUUCACUAUCCAGCGAAGAAUCCGAGCCGAUAGGAGCACCAAGAACAAGGCAAAGGAACCCCGAGGUCCUAGAGCUUCGUUGCUCCCCCAUAAGCUACCCCUUUCUGCCCUGCCUGGAGCUAACUGCCUAGGAGAUGAUUGCCAAGUUCACCUCCUGGGGUGCCUUUGUGUAGCCCGGCUCUCGGACCCCGGCUCUCGCGCCCUCUCACUAGCCAAGCUCUCCCGGAUCACUUGCUUACUAGAGCUCCCUCGAGCGCUCCGUGGCCGCCAGCCCUCCUGUGAGUCCUUACCUAGUGGAAUGAUACACAGACCAAGUUUUCUGAGACAGGAAGUAAGGAAUGUUUUCAGUAAGACUGAGUUGGAGGGGAGCCUGGCAUGCCCUUCCCGACCCACGGGACGCAGUGAGACCCUUGUGAAGGAAGACCGGUGAGAGAUGUCUUUCUAGGGAGAGCUCGAACUGUUUGUGUUUUGUAGCUGAGGAUGCGUGACCUCAGAACCUCUUCAGCUGGAUCACUGCAACAGUACUUUGGUGGAUGAUCCCUUCACUCAGACCUUGGAGAAUCAGAUGCUUUUUAAUGGCUGCAGACGCUGCUGGAUGAGCAGCCUGAGACUUUACAACUCUCAAUUCCUCAGGAGAUCAACAAUCUCUCCCCAUUACCUUCCACUGGGUCAGUGGUGGUGCUUUUUCCUUGCUGCCUCUUUACAAGAGAAGGGGAGAUAAGAUGCCACUUCCAUUUGGGCUGAAACUGAAACGUACUCGUCGAUAUACGGUGUCCAGCAAGAGCUGUUUGGUUGCCCGAAUCCAGCUGUUAGACAAUGAGUUUGUGGAGUUCACACUUUCUGUGGAGAGCACUGGUCAGGAAAGCCUGGAAGCUGUAGCCCAAAGACUCGAGCUUCGUGAGAUUACUUACUUCAGCCUGUGGUAUUACAACAAGCAAAAUCAGCGCCGAUGGGUAGAUUUGGACAAGCCUUUGAAAAAGCAGUUAGACAAGUAUGCAUUGGAACCUACUGUCUAUUUUGGGGUGGUGUUUUAUGUGCCCACAGUUUCCCAACUUCAACAGGAAAUUACCAGGUAUCAGUAUUAUCUGCAACUGAAGAAAGAUAUAUUGGAAGGAAAUAUUCCUUGCACAUUAGAACAGGCAAUUCAUCUUGCAGGCUUAGCUGUACAAGCUGAUUUUGGAGACUUUGAUCAGUAUGAAUCCCAGGACUUUCUACAAAGAUUUGCCUUGUUUCCUGUGGGAUGGUUACAGGAUGAAAAAGUAUUGGAAGAAGCAACACAAAAAGUGGCUUUGCUACACCAAAAAUACAGAGGGCUUACUCCACCUGAUGCUGAAAUGCUAUAUAUGCAAGAGGUAGAGAGGAUGGAUGGUUAUGGGGAAGAAAGCUAUCCUGCUAAGGAUAGCCAAGGAAGUGACAUUUGUAUUGGAGCCUGUCUUGAUGGCAUCUUUGUGAAACACAAAAAUGGAAGGCCUCCUGUUAUAUUUAGAUGGCAUGACAUUGCAAAUAUGUCACACAAUAAGUCCUUCUUUGCAUUAGAACUGGCAAAUAAAGAGGAGACCAUCCAAUUUCAAACUGAAGACAUGGAAACUGCAAAAUAUGUAUGGAGGCUGUGUGUUGCUAGACACAAGUUUUACAGACUAAACAAAUGCAACCUGCAAACUCAGACUCUUACAGUGAAUCCUGUUAGGAGAAGAUCUUCAACAAGGAUGUCUUUGCCUAAGCCACAACCAUAUGUGAUGCCUCCACCGCCUCAGUUACAUUACAAUGGACAUUAUACAGAACCAUAUACUUCUUCCCAAGAUAAUCUCUUUGUGAACAACCAGAAUGGAUAUUAUUGUCAUUCUCAGACAAGUCUCGAUAGAGCGCUUGACUACAAUGGAAGGAUCCGCAAUGGGAGCGUCUACAGUGCCCACAGCACAAACUCCUUAAAUAACCCCCAGCCCUUCUUGCAGCCCUCACCCAUGUCCUCCAACCCAAGCAUUACUGGAAGUGAUGUUAUGAGACCUGACUAUGUCCCAUCUCAUAGACACAGCGCCCUGAUCCCUCCAUCCUACCGCCCCACGCCAGACUACGAAACCGUGAUGAGGCAGCUCAACCGUGGAGUGGGCCAUGCGGACCGGCAGAGCCACUCCCUGAGAAAUCUCAACAUUGGCAAUUCAUAUGCUUACAGUAGGCCUGAUGCCUUGGUCUACAGUCAGCCUGAAAUCAGAGAGCGUGCUCAGUUUGCCUCUCCUCAGUCGGCGCACUACCCCUUCAAUCUCAAUUACAGCUUUCACAGUCAGUCUCCUUACCCCUAUCCUGCCGAGAGGCGGCCUGUGGUGGGAGCCGUCAGUGUGCCUGAGCUGACCAACGUACAGCUGCAGGCCCAGGAUUAUCCGGCGCCCAACAUCAUGAAAACCCAGGUGUAUAGACCGCCUCCUCCUUACCCUUACCCACGACCAGCCAACAGCACCCCGGAUCUGUCCCGGCACCUGUACAUCAGCAGCAGCAACCCAGAUCUCAUCACGAGGCGGGUGCACCACUCGGUGCAGACCUUCCAGGAGGACAGCCUCCCGGUGGCCCAUUCUCUGCAGGAGGUCAGCGAGCCCUUGACGUCGGCCCGGCACGCUCACUUACAGAAGAGGAAUAGCAUUGAGAUCGCGGGGCUGACCCACGGUUUUGAGGGAAUAAGGCUCAAAGAGAGGACUAUGUCUGCUUCUGCGGCUGAUGUGGCCAUGCCCCGAGUCCUAGCGGCCAGCUCGCAGCCAACCGUGUUCACAGACAGGACCAAGCAAGAAAAUGAAGAGCAGGAAAGUGUGAGAUAUGGUCACAAGAAGUCCCUUUCGGAUGCCACCAUGCUGAUCCAUAGCAGUGAAGAAGAAGAAGAAGAAGAGGAAGAUUUUGAGGAAGAAAGGAAAGCCAGCAGCCCGCUCCCAACUCCUGAUGAGGCCCCAGGCUACUCUGCCGAACCUUUGCUCGGGUACCCCUAUGGCUCUGCCCCCACUGGGCCCAACCCUUUGCAUAUUCUUGAACCAAAGUCACUCAUCCUAGAGACGGAGAAGCCAGUGAGAGCCAUCAGUCCAGUUCCCGGGAUGGCUGAAGCCCAGGUUCUGAGAAGAGAAGGGUUGUUGACUCCUUCCAUGUCAGAGUCUGACCUCACCACUUCGGGACGUUACAGAGUGAAAAGGGAUUCUCUUAAGAAGAGGCCUAUGCUGGACAUUCUUUCAGGAAAGAAGAAUGUUGUUGAGGGUCUUCCUCCAUUAGGGGGUAUGAAAAAGAAUCGAGCAGAUGCAAAAAAAUGUGGUCCUCUUAAACUAGCUGCUUUAAAUGGAUUAUCCUUAUCUAGAAUGCCCUUGCCUGAUGAAGGAAAGGAAGUGCCUACCAGAGCAACCAAUGAUGAGAGGUGUAAAAUUUUGGAACAACGAUUAGAACAGGGAAUGGUAUUCACAGAAUAUGAACGCAUUCUGAAAAAAAGACGGAUAGGUGGGGAAUGUGCGAUAGCACGACUCCCUGACAAUGCAGAGAGAAACAGAUUCCAAGAUGUGCUCCCCUAUGAUGAUACCAGAGUAGAAUUGGUCCCAACCAAAGAAAACAAUACUGGCUAUAUCAAUGCUUCACACAUUAAGGUCUCUGUUGGCGGCAUUGAAUGGGAUUAUAUUGCCACCCAAGGACCUUUGCAAAAUACAUGUCAGGAUUUUUGGCAGAUGGUGUGGGAACAAGGGAUUGCUAUCAUAGCAAUGGCCACAGCGGAAGAGGAGGGCGGUCGAGAGAAGAGCUUUAGGUACUGGCCGCGGCUUGGUUCGAGGCACAACACUGUGACUUAUGGGAGAUUUAAGAUCACCACGCGGUUCCGCACCGACUCUGGCUGCUACGCCACAACGGGCUUGAAAAUCAAACAUCUUCUUACUGGACAAGAAAGAACAAUUUGGCAUCUCCAGUACACUGACUGGCCCGAGCAUGGCUGUCCGGAGGAUCUCAAGGGGUUUUUGUCGUACCUGGAGGAGAUCCAGUCAGUCCGUCGCCAUACGAACAGCACAACUGAACCUAAAGGCCCCAACCCUCCUUUGCUGGUCCAUUGCAGUGCUGGAGUAGGAAGAACUGGAGUGGUUAUUUUGUCAGAGAUCAUGAUUGCCUGUUUGGAGCACAAUGAGAUGCUGGACAUCCCACGAGUGCUAGACAUGCUGAGGCAACAAAGAAUGAUGAUGGUGCAGACUCUCUGUCAGUACACUUUUGUCUAUGGUGUUCUUAUCCAGUUCCUGAGAAACUCAAGGCUCAUAUAACCUCCACCUAUUUCUCCUGGGACCCAAUAACCUAUAAGAGUUUACAAGGAAAAAAAGUGGGUUUAUUACGGUAAACCCAUUUGUUCUUGAGCUUUCUUCCUUCCCCCAGGUCUUCUUACACAAGGUAUAGGGUGCUAGGGUCAGCUCAUAGUGAUGCACUGUAUAGAGCCUUGAAAGUUAUAGGGCUGACUGAGGCAGAUUUUGGCUUGGAGGAAGUGGUGGAGAAUUGGGGACUUGUUAGGGUAACUGAGCUCAGCUCUGGCUAUGCUGAUUUGCGGUACUUGCACACAUUCUUGAGGUUAUGUUUUCUAUAUGAAAUAAUACUCUACCUUACAAAACUAUGCUGGGCAGUUCUGGCAAUCGUAAAAGCAAUGUAUAGAUUUCUAUCUCAAAACUACUUUUUGAUAAGAGAAUUUUAUUUUGUGACUAAAAAGUUUCUAGGGGUUCUUUAGUAAGAAAGCCAACUUUCUAUGGGACUUGUCCACAAUUACAACUGGUUUUUGGAUGCAUCAACUUUAUAAAUAUAUAUAAAUAUAUUUUUAAUGUCAAUAUCUUUUCAUCAUUGUCUUUGCUUAUUUUUUAUUCUUGAUAACUUAGAGUUGAAAUAUCAAAUGACAGACAUUUAAAGGUCUCAUUUAGGAGAUAGGAAACUUAUUUGUUUUCAGAAAACUAAUUUUUUUAUUUUCAACUUUGAAAUUUUCUGAAUUACAAUUGAAAAUGAAAAAAAUCUCAAUUAUUUUCAGGUUUGUUAAAGGAAGAGUUGGAACUGAAUGCAUAGUCACUUCAAAUAUUUAAGUAAUAGAGUCAACAGCAUUCAAUUUAUUUUCAGUGUUAUUCAUAACUUUAGGAUAACCCUUUGAUUUUUUUUACUAGUUGAAAUUUUAGUAGACAAAUAAGAUGGUUUUAAAGCACUUUUUAAAAAAUUAAAAAUCAAUACAUUUCAGUUCCUUCCAUGCAUUGCUUUUUGAAUUGAACCAUUAACAAUAGUAAUGAGGAUGAUGUUUUGAAAGAAAUAUUUUAUAGUUUGAAUGUAAGAAAUAAGGAUUUUGAGUAUGUAGGAUAAGAUAUGAGAAAGUGCAACAUGGUUAUGAGCAUGUUGGAAAGUUUUAUUUUCUUUUGUUGUUACAAAGAUACAGUAUUACUAAUUUGUUCUCCUAAACUUAUACCACCCUUGAGAGUACUGAGGGGUAAGGAGAAAUGCUUGAAAGACUGAUAGAAGAGAGGAUCUUUCUUGGAGGCAUUCAGAUUCUGGGACAAAUCAUAUCAUGUUCCUUGCCUUCUCUUCCUGCCCCACUUAAAUCAUUGUAAGAAAUACACAAAAUUUCACAAAAGGGCAACUUGAGGGAGGAAUGAAAUGGCAUAAGGGGAAAAAGUGAUUUCAUGCUUUAUGUUAAUGCUAGAGGGAAGACUAUGGGCUAGUUGUAAGCAUAAGAAACCCCACUUUUUUUUUUUUUUUUUUUUUUUGGAGUAUUCAUUUCUAUAUCCUUCUACCAACAUCCAUUCCAAAGUUGUCUCCUUAUGGCACCAACAUCCUAUCAAUUCUUCUAAGGCUGUUAUCAUUCUUUGGGCAUUAGUGAGUGGUUUUAAACUCCAUGGUAAAUCAGAGAUGCCGAUUUAUUUAUUAUUAAUCAAUAAAUGUGUGUCAUUAUCAACCAUGGUAGAAGAUUUACUUGGGACAGUUUUGUGGUGAUAUAUUUGCCAGUCUAAAUAUAACUUACAAGAGAUUUCUUAAGUAGUGAAAGCAAAAUUUAGAAGCUAUGAAUCAAAACAAUUUGGACAAGAGUCAACAACAACAAAAAAGUCCUGUCUAAAGGACAAUAGACCCAAUGAUGAUGUUCAGUAGUAGCUAGCUGCUUGAAAGAAUGGAAUUAUAUAAUAAUAAUGUCUAACUUUUACAUAAUGCUGUAAUGGUUACUACACGUGUUAUCUUUCAUGGCAAUUUUUCCUUUCUCCACAUAUAUUUGAAUUGUUGUGUUGAGUGAAUUUCUUGUAUAUGUUUUCAGUGGUGCUAACUUCCUUACUAUCCUUCUUCCUCCAGUUUGAAUCCAAUUUAAACCUUUUUGAAAGGAAUACCCUAUUGAUAAGAAGAUAUUACACUAUGAAAACUGAAUUAAAGGCUAUUAUAUGAGAUGUCCAUUUUCUUAUUUUGAUAAAUUGAUUACAAGUGAAUAAAUUAAGAAACUAAAGUGGUAUAUUUUAGCUUUAGUAACUUAACUAAAGUGACGCAUUAUUUUUAGUAGAUCGUAGAACCCAUGUAAUGCUUUUUGUGCCCUUUGAAUAUUUGAAUAUUUUGUAGUAGUUGUAAAGAGAAAUUAGUGGAAAAUAGUUAUACUAUGUAUUCUUCAAAUUUGUCUUUCAAACAAUAAUGUGAUUCCACAGAGGAUACAGCAAAACAACAGUUGUUUGUGGCCUUGCCAUGCUUGCUAACUAGCAAUUAAUUGUAUUACAACCUGUCAAAAUUACAUAAUGUUUGGUUAUUUUUUGGUUCUAAAUAAGAGAGUUAUAGCAGAUUUAUAUCAAAAUAUAUAAUUUCACAAAAAUAGGUGAAAAUGCAGUAUUUACCAGUGACAAUUAUUGUCAUUGCUGACGUUAUCCCUUAUUUUUUUUUUCCUGAUUAGGAGUGCUUUUAAAGAAAUAUUCUAGAGCAUAGUUUUAAAAAAAGAAAUGAACGUCUUAUUUUAGAAUAUCAUACAGAUAUUUAUGGGAAAAAUUGAUGAUAUUCUUUUGGAACAUCUACUGUGAAGCAUGAAAGUGAGCCCUAGAAUUUAGUUCUAAGUUCUUGUUUUGAUAGGAAUAAAUGAGAAAACCUGCUAGCACAGACUUCCAGAAAGCAAAGAGCACAUUGAGUAGUACCUUUCCUGUGCCUGCUAAAUUAUAGGGCACUGGGACUUUGAGAUUUUUUAACUGCAUAUUUCUUUUUAUUUGAGUUUAAAACUGGCCAAGUUUUCUUUCAACCUUUUAUUCAUAGGUUGAAGGGGGCUUAGUGUUUAUACCUUUAAGAAAAUUUAUAUGAAGAUGUGUUUUGAUUAAUUUAUUAAAAGUAGGCUACAUUUGGGACAAUUUGCAACAACAAAUGGAGUUCAGUUAUUUUCUUUUGCACAAACCUUUUUCUUUUAAAAGGUUAAUUUAGGGAAAGAUGUUUAUUGGGAAUAUAAAUUAGUUUGAGGAUUUAAUGUAAAUUAAAAAUUAAAAGUGAUUUUUGAUAUAAAGACUUAAAAAAAGAUCAGGUUAUAUGGUGUAAUUUGGAAGGUAAAAAGUUACCAAGAUAAGAAAUAUUAUAGUUUAGAUUGCAAUGAGUAUUCUUUAAGGCAUAUAUAUUCUUUAAGGCAUAUAUAUUCUUUAAGGCAUAUAACUCUCAACUUAUCAGAAUAUUAGAAUAUUGGGCAUUUCUUGAUUAAAUAUAUAUAUAGUGAUUUUUAAAAUUAAGUUUGAAGGGAUUUUAUGUUGCUGAUAAGAUUAAAUUAAAGUGCUGGAAAAUAUUAGAAAUAUAGUAUAUUACAGACAUCGGCAAAAGUUUACGAUGAUGGCUUAUUCCCUAAGAUGCUUAAAAUAAUGUUCAGUUCUUAAAAGUUCGGAGAAAUUCCUUAAAGUAUCCCAUAACUUUGGUGAACUAUUAGGAAUUCUACUACUUAAUAAGAAAUAAAUAGUGACCAUAGUUGCUUUUUUUUUUUAAUCUCAUUUUAGUUAAUGAACUCUAAACUCAGAUUAGUAUCAAGUAAGGAAUGUUUGCAUUAUAAUCUCUUAAAUGUAGUCUAUGCUACUAACAAAAUGUUCCAAACUUCUAAAGAAGCAUUCACAAGACAAACUAGACAUUAUUGAUGACUCUUCAUUAGCUUUAAUAAAUUAUUUGUUUUGUCAUGUAAAAUACUACAAAAAUGUGUAAGCUUUUGGUUAUAUUUAUUCCUGGCUGCAUCUAGUACCAUCCUUAUGUAGAAUUAAUUUAUGUUUAUACCAAAUUUAUACCCAUGGCAUAUUGAGAAAGUUUCAUUCUAUACAAAAGAAGCUCUAGCAUAGAUGAAUUACUAAGAAUAAGUGUGUAUGGGUACUACUGAAAGAGUAUGUGUGUGUGUGUGUGUGUGUGUGUGUGCAUGCGUGUGUGCGUGCGCGCGCGUGUGUGUGAAAUUCCCAGUAUAAAAACUCGGCAUGUGAUUGCAAAAUACCAUGCCCAUUUAAGAGCUGGUCCACAAUAAACCAAAACAAGAUUGAAGGAUUUUUAUAAUUACCUGGAUAGUUCAGAAAAGCAAUCUAAACAAUCUUUUUUUUUGCCUCAGUUAUCUGAAUUGAUUGCUGAGACUGGGACAGAUUUCAUGAUUAAAUGUACAACUUUUCUCUCUAAAGGCAUCGUUUAAGGGUGACUGACUUAGGUUUCAUGAGUCAGUAAUGCACAUAGGAAAAGUCAAAUCAUAUUACAUAUACAUUUUCCAACUUGUUCUUAUCCUGGAACUUUUUUGUUUCAGAUUUCACUUGAAAAAAAUCCAUUUGGCUGAGUAUUUGGAAUUCUUUUCAUUAUGGAUAUAAUUUUACAAUAAUGCUAUUUGUGAUAAUAGGAUUUGUCUUGUAAUGAUAAGACACUGUAAAUCUACAAAAUCAGAUGGCUUUAUUUUUGUUUCUUUGACUUUAUUUCUUAUGCCAGCAUUAUAUUGCUAGAGCUAUGUUGGAUUACUUCCAUAAAACAGACCUUGCUAGGCAAAAAUUGUUUUGUUAUAUGGUCUUCAGCAUCUAUAUGGUUAAUCCAUAGACCAUUGAGAAAAUAGCCAAUUACCUUCUUUGGUAGCCUGUUUCCAUAGUUUUUUAAAAAAUAUAUAUCAAAAAGAAUCAUUUUGAGAAACUUAAUAGCUAUUGGUAUAAUGCCUUUUCGACAGUGAUUUUAACAUUUGUCAAGAGAUCAGUUUCUUACAUUAAACUUGGGGACAGAUUAAAAAGGGGUCAUUUUUUUUUAAAAGGGGGCAUUAGAGUAGGAGGCUGAACUUUUGUUCUACUUGCUGGCUUUGCUACUAGCCAAUGAGAUGACCAUGAACAAGUCAUUUUAUUCCACAAACGUUUGUUUUUUUUUAAUUGAUCUUACUAUUAGUUUCCUUACUUGCACUAUUAGGGAACUGAAUUACAUUCUCCAUGAAUUCCUUUCUAACCUGAAUUCUAGUCUGAAUCCACGAAACUAAAAGUAUGGAUUGAAGGCUAUCCGAUUAACUCUUGUGGAUAUGCAACUGAUCUGACAGAGACUGGACCUUAAACUUUUCAUUUAGAAUUAGCAGUUUCUAUUCGGAAUUGUUAAAUUAUAAUUUGGGUCAUAUUUACCUCUGACAGAGCAGAUGUACUUGAACGGGCCUAAUUUUAUCUUAUGGAGACUGAGCUAUUUAUAGCAUACAACUAAUUUCUGGAGUGGUACAUUAACAUUUAGCAUCUUUAGAUUAUUCAUCAUGUCCAAGCCGUGAAGGAUACUAUUUCAGGUAAAGAUACAAUGUUAAAUUAUUAAAGAAUUAAAAACAAGUAUUUAGAUGUUGACUUGGAACAUAUAUCUCAUUAGGACGCUAUUACUGAAUAGUUAUGGGCACUAAUAUAAAUUUUUUGCACUGUCAAAUAAUUAAGUUGGCAUAUUUCCUCAAACUAAACAUGGGAAUUAGAGAGAACUUAACUAAAGGAAUAAAAUGUGGAACUUGGAACAUUUUUUUAAAUUGCUAGCACAGCCAGUGGGCUUUAACAUAGUACAUUUUUCAUGAUAUUGAACAAGUAGUUAUAGAUCUUGUUAAUGCUUAUCUUCAGUAUUUUUGGAAAUAAAUUUUCUUUGGUUAAUAACAUCCAACUUAAAAGUUCAAUAGCUCAGUGUUUGUCUUUGCAGGUAUAAACUGUUCAGUUUAUUAGUAUGCUUCAGAAUGUCUAACACAUUCAGAGAAGGAGAAAUUUUCCUUGCUAUAUUGGAGCAGUUUGCUUUUUGGAAGAUCAAUUUAAAACAUAUGAGUGUAUACUCAACCCUUGGCAGUGGUCAGGCAAUUUCGUUGCUUGUGUUCAUUCCCUUUGAUUCAGUGAUGUGAUUAAGAAACUUAGUUUUAAAAUGCUAUUAUAUAAUACUUAAAAAAAACAAAACAAAAAGAUAGUCUUCAUAUGGGGAGAAAAUAAUUUGGUGUGCAAAGUUAUUAAAUUCAAAUGAAAGAAAACAUCCCUAUAGCAGGUCAGAAAAUUAAUUUGUAUAUAUUCUGUUACAUAAUUUUUUAAAAAGGAAACCAUUCAAAUCCUACCAAAUAGUAUCCUUUGUGAAGCAAAGUUUUUUUUAAAUUUUCAGAGAGAAAAAAAGUUUUCACUGGUAAAUUUUGGAUUAUUUUCUAUAACUAUUACUACAAUUUGUUAAAUCUAAUGGAAACUUGAAAUUUGGAGAAAGUUGGUAGGAUGUACAGUGGCCGUAUUGCUUCCAGAUAGGCCAGUGCACCAGUUUUCUUUUUUCAAUGAUAGCACAAAUGAGUUGUCAAGUAUUAUUUUUUACUUUCAAAAAUAAUUCUGUAUGUUUCAUUGUUUGGUCAUUGAUACUGUAAAAAUGUAUAAUCAGAACAGCUUUAAUUCUAGUAAAACUGAAAUUGGUUUGUAAAACAAUUUGUAAAUUGCAUUUAUUUGAUGGGCAGAAAAGCUUGAAGGACUAAAUGUAAUAUAUGUGAAAUGAAUAUAUAAUAGUCUAUUUUUGCCAUGAAAAUAAAUAUUUGAAACAAUA